This is a messenger RNA of Ochotona curzoniae (black-lipped pika), 954 nucleotides long. RefSeq names its product olfactory receptor 5-like. Gene Ontology annotation, biological process: G protein-coupled receptor signaling pathway. NCBI's taxonomy places the organism in Eukaryota, Metazoa, Chordata, Mammalia, Lagomorpha, Ochotonidae. Bases 16 to 954 code for a protein of 312 amino acids. Gene Ontology annotation, molecular function: olfactory receptor activity; G protein-coupled receptor activity. The transcript has a single exon. The record is from RefSeq and is a predicted model, not a curated record. Gene Ontology annotation, cellular component: membrane.
UUUGUCUCUGUACAGAUGGAGAGGGACGUGGAGUUGGCCAACAUGACCAGGGUCCAGCAGUUCGUCUUGCUGGGACUGUCCACAAGGCCAGACAUAAGGGAUGCCCUGUUUGUGGUCUUCCUGGCCCUCUACCUGCUGACGCUCCUGGAGAACUCCCUCAUCAUCUACCUCAUCGGCAGCCACAGGGAGCUCCACAAGCCCAUGUACUUCUUCCUGGGCAACCUCAGCUGCCUGGAGAUGUGCUACGUGUCGGUCACCAUGCCCAGCCUGCUGGUGGGGCUGUGGACAGGACCCUACCAUGUGCCCUUCACAGCCUGCAUGACCCAGCUCUUCUUCUUCAUUGUCCUCAUCUGUACUGAGUGUACCCUCCUGGCCUCCAUGGCCUAUGACCGCUACGUGGCCAUCUGUCGACCUCUGCACUACUCAUUGCUCAUGCGACCCCAGGUCUGCCAGGCCUUAGCCUUGUCUUCAUGGCUUGGUGGGUUGGUUGUCUCGGUGGCCAAGACCACAUGCAUUGCCAGCCUUUCCUACUGCGGUCCCAAUGUCCUCAACCAAUUUUUCUGUGAUGUCUCCCCUCUGCUCAACCUGUCCUGCACCCACGUGGCCCUCACAGAGCUGGUGGACUUCAUCUCUGCCAUCGUCAUCUUCUGUGGCACGCUGCUGGUCUCUUUGGCCUCCUAUGCGGCCAUCGGGGUGACCGUGCUCCACAUGCCGUCAGCUGCUGCCCGUCACAAGGCCUUCUCCACCUGUGCCUCCCACCUGGUGGUGGUGGGCAUCUUCUACUCAGCAGCUCUCUUCAUCUACUGCCGUCCCAGCCGUAUCAAGUCCAUGGACCUCAACAAGGUGUUGUCGGUCAUCUACACGGUGGUCACACCUUUGUGUAACCCCAUCAUCUACUGCCUGCGCAACAAGGAGGUCCACGCAGUACUGCUCAAGAGCCUCAAAUGUUCAUGA